UCCCAUCGGCUGCCACGUCAGGGUUGCCUGCGCACAGCAAGCUGGUCUGAGUCCUGCUGUUGCUUCUCGGACAUUCCCGUGUGUGCCGGAUUGACCGCUGCUUCUCGUGCUUACAUUUUUCCGUUUGUACAUUGCUUUUUUGUUAUUUAUAAAUUGCAAUGAGGUCAAUUGGACUGUUUUGCCUGGUUGUGAAUAUCUACUGCCUACAUCUCAUCCGAGCCACUGAGCUAACGUUUGAACUGCCUGAUAACGAAAAGCAGUGUUUCUAUGAAGAAGUCGAUAAAGGAGUCAAAUUCACCCUUGAUUUUCAAGUGAUCACAGGGGGCCACUUUGAUGUGGAUUGCAUCUUAACAGACCCAACUGAACAUGUCCUGUACCAAGAGAAGAAAAAGCAGUAUGACAGCUUCACUCACACUGCUGACAUUAAGGGUGUCUACAAGUUCUGCUUCAGCAAUGAGUUUUCCACCUUUUCACACAAAACUGUGUACUUUGACUUUCAAGCUGGAGAUGAUCCACCAAUUGUUCCUGAAAUGCUGAAUCGGGUCACUGCCUUGACUCAGAUGGAGUCUGCAUGCGUCACAAUUCAUGAGGCCCUGAAGACUAUAUCUGAUUCUCAGACACACUACCGGCUAAGGGAGGCUCAGGACCGCAUACGAGCAGAGGAGAUCCAUGACCGAGUCUCGUACUGGUCAAUUGGGGAGACCAUUAUUCUUUUUGUGGUCAGCAUUAGUCAGGUGGUGAUGCUGCGGAGCUUCUUCACUGAUAAGAAGGCAAGUCUGGGUGUGAGCACAUAGGCUUGUCUUUUCAGAUUUUUCAUUUAGGUUUUUAGAGGGAGGGCCAUGGCUUUCUCUGGUGAGCAUGACAGCAGCAGGGUUGAUCUUCUCCUCUUCUGAUACAUGUGUCCAUUUUAUAUAUUCUUCUGUUAUUCAGACCUGUAUGUUUCCACCUUGUGGCUUAUCAGUUUUUCCCAUCAACUCCCAAAAUAUUUCAUUUCACUUUUCAGUUCUGAACUUUGGAAAGCAUUUCAAGUCAUAUUUAUUUUUAAAAACCGUCAAAUGCAAUUUAAUGGUAAUUGGACUGUGUCUAUAUAACUCUACUGGUAAGCCUGUUUCUAAGCCUUUGAAGGGCUCACUCUGCCAAAAGGAGCUCUUUUCGAGUACUUUACAACAAUAUAUUUUAGCCAGUUUUAUGGUGGAUGGUCCUUGUAUGAAGAUGUUGGUGUCUUUUAAAGUUCUAAAGAAAAACAUGUAGCUAUAUUUUCAAAAAGCAUCCACAAAGGGAUAUAAAUCUGCAAAUUUCAGUGAGAGCUACAAGAAUUAUCGUUGAGAAAUGAGAUGCUUACGAUUCGCUUAUUGGCCCAUUUUUGGUCAGUAUUUGAAUAAGCUCUUGUGAUCAGGUUCCCACUGUUUUUGUGGGUCAUCUUAUCCUCUAGAGAAGUGUUGUACCUUUUUAUCCACUUACCAGAUCAUUUCUUUUUUUCAUUAAGGUCCAUUUUUAAUGAUUGAGAAUCAUUUAUGCCACACUGAGCCAGUGUUAUAGCCAUAGUCCUUUGCUUUAUAAAUUUAGACCUCUAAAUUAAUUACAGUAUUCCUAAUUGAUUUUUCUUAAGAAUUUAUAUUUAUGAUUUGCUGGACAAAGAUAUUUCUUUAAUUUCUAAUUCUGCCACAUAGCAGACAAAGAAAAAACUUUUGUUUAAGGUUAUCUGUUGAUGUUUUUGUUUAUUUGGGUAGCAAAGGUGUGUUUGUCCUUUAAAUAUUAUAAUACAGCCCCAGGAUAAAAGAAACUGCACUCACCCAUUGUUUCCAGUUAAGAAUGUGAAAUCUUUUCUAAGCUUUUCACAUAUAUCUUAAUUUAAUUGCUCCAGAAGGAUUUAAUAUUUACUGAGAGCAAAUCUUGACUCUCCUCUUUAAGCCGAAAUGCUGUUUUUUGGUAUUUUUCCUUUAAGUACAUUUUGUAGCACUUUGCCCCUUGAAAAACUAGUUUUGGAAUGAAAAUAUUAAAUCAUAACAAAAGGCUUUGCAUUCCAGUGUAUUUGAUAAUACAGCCCAGCCACCAGACCAGUUAGGACCAUGGUGUUGCUUUCGGGACUGCUAGACUUAUGCCCUGAAAAGAAAAGAAUUAGUCCUGUACUCUAUUUUUCCACUUUCUCUUUUAGUGGUGUUGAUUGCAGAUAAUUUAGGCAAAGCUUUGCUGACCUACUGAUGCUAAGUACAUUAUUGCCAGCCUGAAUCAGAAGCUUCCUUCAGGCACCUGCCAGGCUGGAACGAUGGACAAAAUGACUCGAACUAGAGCAGUGCUCACACCGUCUUGUGCAUCAGUAGAUUUGGGUUUCUGCUGUAAACAUUGGCACCCAGCAGGUGUGUAUCACCUGUGUGCACGUACACUUCAUGUUUAUCUUUGACUGUAGGAUGUAGAUUGACAUUUAGUAGGUGACAGUAGUAACUGAUUAUUCUUAAUAUGUCCUUCAUCUUAUACUAAGUGUUUUAAGGCAGGGUUCUCAAUGUGGUUUCCUUUAGAAAUCAAAUAUAAUUACAUCAUAUAGAAAUAAAAAUACAGAAAAAAUUCACCAUAUCAUAAACAUUAAUCAAAAUGUAAGAAUACCAAGACUACACUGAUAAAAAAGAAUAUGUGCGAUACACAAACUGCGGAGAAUUCAGUAGAAGAGACCUUAACUACAUGUCUCCAUGAUUGUUUAAUGUAGCUGGUCAUGUUGUACAAUAUUUUUUUUUAACAAAUCAACCUCUACAUCUUUCAUCAAAUUGGUAGAUCAUUUUUUGAACACCAAGUGCAUUUUUAUUGCUGGCAACAUAUUAAGAGCUCUGUUAGCAGUUUAUUUAGUAAGCAUUAUAUAAUGGACAGCAGGUCCUGCCUCAGUGGAGCCGAGUAUCCUUCUUUGCUGCUCUUAUUUCAGUCUGAUUCCCCACCAUGUGCUGUCAAGGACACACCACACACACAUACCGACUGUGUUCGGUUUAUCAGCAGCCAUCAGUGCUCCUUGGCAGUCACCACACUCAGGGUUUAGUGUAGCAGAGUAUGUUAAACUCCACUGUCAUUCCAUUCCAGCCUGUGUAGUGCUUCUCCUCUGAUGUCGAGCCACACCGCCCAGGAUCAUCCACCAUGCGGAACGCUUCCACUUGUGGCAGGCAAUGAGUAGCGCAGCAAAGCUUUUGUGAACCAUUACACUAACAAGACACACCGUGAACAGAUAGCCGAUUAUGUCAGAGGAUGUUAAAUGGAGCAGGAGUCUGGUUUUUGAGCACUGUGGGAUCCUCCCUCCUCCUGGUCAACAAUCAAGAUAAGGUUUGGGUUGAAGAAGAUACUGUACUUUGAACUGAAUAAACUGGUACUUUUCAUUGUUUAAUGUUAUGGCAUGUCCACAAAUUUAGGCAAAACACAACUGUAUUCUGACACUUGAAACAAGUCAUGGGGUCAUUUUCUUCUUCUUCUUCUUCUUCUUAAAUUGAUAUCCUCCUGCAUGCUAAUGGCAUUUGAAGUCACAUAAAAAUACCCUCUGGCAGUGGUCAUUGAAUCUGCAGGUUGAAGAGCAGACUAUAUUUUAAACACCUUUAAAUGUUGUUUAGCUUUGCUGUUUAUUCUUACCUUUUGAACAACCUUUACCCAAUUUUGCAAAGAAAGAAAGGCUUGAGAGCCCUGACUGUAAUUUGUGUGACCCUUUUAUACACCCUGCUCAGACCAGCUUGAGACUGAAGUCCCUCUCCCCAAAGAAAAAUGGCACUUAUGAUGGCUUUGGCUUCUGCAAUGUGUAAGCUGCUGGCAGAACAGUGGAGGGGUUUAUUUUUUUAAAAUGCAUAAAGAUAAUAUUUGUAAUAUUUAUUCUAAAAUAGGCAAAAUAAAAAUGGCAUUUUCUGUCUUGAGUGUA
Molecule: messenger RNA, 3880 nt
Organism: Erpetoichthys calabaricus (reedfish)
Lineage: Eukaryota; Metazoa; Chordata; Cladistia; Polypteriformes; Polypteridae
Gene: tmed3
Product: transmembrane p24 trafficking protein 3
Exons: 3
Coding region: 159-794 (211 amino acids)
Biological process (GO): intracellular protein transport; Golgi organization; endoplasmic reticulum to Golgi vesicle-mediated transport
Cellular component (GO): endoplasmic reticulum; COPII-coated ER to Golgi transport vesicle; endoplasmic reticulum-Golgi intermediate compartment
Source: RefSeq, a predicted model, not a curated record